This is a messenger RNA of Phragmites australis (common reed), 2963 nucleotides long. RefSeq names its product protein RRP6-like 1. Gene Ontology annotation, biological process: nuclear polyadenylation-dependent rRNA catabolic process; poly(A)-dependent snoRNA 3'-end processing; nuclear polyadenylation-dependent snRNA catabolic process. Lineage: Eukaryota; Viridiplantae; Streptophyta; Magnoliopsida; Poales; Poaceae. Gene Ontology annotation, molecular function: nucleotide binding; nucleic acid binding; 3'-5'-RNA exonuclease activity. The record is from RefSeq and is a predicted model, not a curated record. Gene Ontology annotation, cellular component: nuclear exosome (RNase complex); nucleolus. The transcript is spliced from 14 exons. Bases 471 to 2615 code for a protein of 714 amino acids.
AUAGGAUCGCUCAAUAAAUCAGGAGACUUUGUUUGGUAGAUGCGCAAGCAAUCCCGAUCCAAAUCCCGAGGCUUUGGUUGGAGCGACGACGCAUGAACAAGUGAUGAGCACGGCCACCCACAAGACAUCACAUCGCACGCACCGCCUGGGCAGCGGAGCGCGGACGUUGACAACGCCUCGUCGCCGUCGGCGUCAAUAAAAGCGAGGAGCCCCGCGGUAGAAACCGCCAGCCAUUCCCGUCCUUUCCCCCAGCUCCCCACCUUAAUUCCACCCCACGCGGCGGGGCGCGCCCAAAACCCUAGCCCCCAACACUCUCCGUCGCCGUCGGCUCCGAUUCCUCGUCGCCGCGCGGUGCCCGGCCUCCCCGCGACAGCUUGCCCCGGGGUAGGUAGGAGCGGUACGGCCUCGCGGAUGCGCGCGUCCUGCUCGUGGACCUCUACGACGUCCUGCUCGAGUGCUGCGGCUUCUCCAUGGACGGGUCCGAAGGCGUAGGGGGGAGGGAGGAGGAGGCGGGGGACGGGUUCCAGCUGGUGGUGCAUGGUAAGAAGAAGAAGAGGGCCAGCGGCCAGGAGGGUGGGAGUACUGGCUCUGAUGCCAUUCUCGGUUCCGGGUCGGUGAGGGCGUUGACCAAGGACAAGGCGGCCGCGCCGGGGACGAAGGCGAAGGUGCCCUUCCACGAUCCCAGCAUUCCCCGGCCGCAGGAUGUGUACAAAAUCAUAGUGGACAACUACAAUCCAUUCGAGCAUGUCUGGCUAGAGCGCAGCGAAGACGGCACCCGACCUGUUCACCCGCUGGAAAAACUGCCUGUCGAACAGUUCAUUGAUAGAAAUGUUCCUGAGAGUGAACCAGUAAAGCCAGCUGAUUUGGAUGAUACACCGUUUACGCUAGUUGAAGAUAAAGAAGGCUUAAAGGAAUUAGCUAUAAAGUUGAAGAGUGUAACUGAAUUUGCUGUCGAUUUGGAGCACAAUCAAUAUAGGUCAUUUCAGGGUUUGACCUGCUUGAUGCAGAUUUCAACAAGAACAGAGGACUUUAUAGUGGACACUCUGAAGCUUCGUAUAUAUAUUGGCCUCUACUUGAAAGAAUAUUUUAAAGAUCCAACCAAGAGAAAGGUAAUGCAUGGGGCAGAUCGAGAUAUAAUGUGGCUCCAACGGGAUUUCAACAUUUAUGUGUGCAAUCUUUUUGACACAGGACAGGCUUCGAGGGUCUUACAGAUGGAGAGAAACAGCCUAGAGCACCUAUUGCAUCACUUUUGCGGAGUGACAGCAAAGAAGGAAUAUCAAACUGCAGAUUGGAGGCCGAGACCACUUCCUGAUGAAAUGAUCAAGUAUGCUAGAGAAGAUACACACUAUCUGCUCUACAUAUAUGACCUGAUGAGACAGAGACUACAGAGGGAAUCAACAUUUGAAAAUGAUCUGCUUCUAGAGGUUCAAAAGCGCAGUAAUGAAAUUUGCUUACAGUUUUAUGAAAAGGAGCUGCUGACAGAUACAUCCUAUCUCCAUAUAUACAGGUUGCAGGAACAUGAACUGAAUGCAAAACAGCUGGCUGUUGUUGCUGCUCUACAUAAGUGGAGAGAUCAUAUAGCUCGUCAAGAAGAUGAGAGCACUGGUUAUGUAUUGCCAAAUAAGGCUUUAAUUGAGAUAGCAAAGCAGAUGCCUACAGACACUGGACAUUUAAAAAGAAUAGUGAAAUCAAAAUAUCCAUUUGUUGAGAGCAGUCUUGACCUAAUCAUGUACAUCGUCUGGAAUGCACCUGAAUAUUCUUAUGCCUAUGAAGCAAUAGCUGAGCAACUAAAGAAGGAACGGCUGGAACAGUUGGCGUUGGAAAGUGUUCAGGCUAGUGAUGCAAUGACUGCUUUGGAUGCUGAGGAUAAGAGUAAUUUUGAUCCAGCCGAUCAGUCUUCUGUAGCUCCUUUAUCAACUGCAAAUGUCAAUGUUGCUUCUGGCAGUAGGGCUAGUUUUAUGAGUGAAGCAUCUUUGAUUGGUAGCCUGCACCUGGAUGACAAGACUCGGGCCAUAUCAUCAUCUGAAACUCGGACCUCCCAGACCUUAUCAGGCCUCAUCAGACCAAUGAAUAAGGAAGUCCUGAGUAAUAAUAGAUACCAGCAGGCUUUUCAAGAACUGAAGAGGCCCACUUUAGGAGCUUUAAUGGGAAAUUCAGCAUCUGGAAGACGGUCAGAGAUUUUUGGAGGGUUUUCAAACGAGCAGGGUGGGAGCAAUGUGGAGAAGUUACUUCCUUUCCAGCAGCUCUCUGGUGGGGUGAAACGUUCAGCUACUAUCGUGCCCACAGAAUCAUCAUAUCCAAAUCAAGGGAUGCACAGUGAUAAUUUUUGGAUUCAAUCAACUCAGAUGAACGAAGUGAUGCAGCUAGGCAACACAACUUACUACCCACAGCUUCCAGGAUAUAACACCGAAGUUGUCGGGAGUCAUUAUAAACCUGAAGGCACGCAGAUGCCCAGCUACCUGUCUGGUUUUGAUCCCGGCUUUCAAUCAAUAAACCAGAGAAGUACAGGAACGGGACAGCCUCCUGGUAGAAAUAAGGAAGGAAGUUUCCAGAGCCCAAUGAGACGACAAUCUUUCCCACCUUCCGGUAACAGAUAUGAUAGUACAUACCAGUAGCUGCUCUGAUGUAUAACAGAAGUGAAGGAAACAAUCAUCGCCUCCGAUUGAUCAUUUUGUGCAGAAAUUGCCUGUAGAGAACAAAAACUGGGCUGUUUUACUUUUGCCCUCUGAAUGCCUCCCUGGAUUUUCGGCAUUCGACUAACAGAAAUGUGAGAAUACCCAACAUUGACAGUAGAUGCACGGUAUGGAAAGUGCCAUUUCAUUGGCUCGUGUAACUAGACUAACAAACUUGUGUUGUGCAAUGGUGAAUACUGGAAUUGCACAAAGUGGUAUACUGUAAUACUGGUAUAGCAUAUCACCUGAAUACAAAGACUGAACAGCAUUGAUCCCUCACUUUUUUCCAUA